AUGAUCAUCCAGUUCGUGCAACCUCCACAUUUCAGAUAUGAGACUUUAAAUGUUCGCAUCCAAGGUUAUGAUUUUACCCACAUCGAAAAAUUUCAAGGCUAUGUCGAUAGGAUGGCGCGACGAUUUAAGUUCAAUGUUCUAGAUAGCUAUGCAGUAGCCGCUCAAACGCAGCGGGUUGUUGUCUACAAACCUAAUAGCACUAUAGUAGAGAACGAAGUAAAUUUAUCGCUAUACGAUAGAGUUGUAAGGCUUGGAAAUGUACCUGCACCACAUCUUCAGCUUUUUAUUUCUCUCAUCCAAACUCAUGUGCCUGUAGGAGUUACGGUCACCUUCAAAGAACACGAAAAAGCAGACGAAGACUAUCGAUAUAUCCCAGAUAUCCUGCUGAAACAGAAGCAAGAAGAAUUGAAGGCAUUAGAUGACCCUGUUGUUCGACGAAAUCUUGGAUGGGAAUAA
Cylicostephanus goldi is the source of this 456-nucleotide messenger RNA. The record is from the annotation of a GenBank genome assembly. NCBI's taxonomy places the organism in Eukaryota, Metazoa, Nematoda, Chromadorea, Rhabditida, Strongylidae.